AUGGUAACUGAAGUGACCGUGACAAACCCUCCAGAUGCAGUGCUAGCCGGUAAACCCACCAACUUAACCUGUGUGACCUCAGCUAGUAAGCCCCAGGCCUGCAUAAGGGCGUACAUACGGAGACCCGGUAAUGUCCGGGAGCUAGACUCGCGUGCCUGUAACCAAGACUCCAGCAAGGUACAGACCAAAACCCGGACAAUGACGCUUACAACUAGAGCCGAGGAGAACGGAGCUGAGCUGUACUGUAACGCCUCCAACAGUGUGACGGAUCAGCCUGUACGCUCACAAGUCUACACACUCAAUGUACAGUAUCCUCCACAGAGUGGCGUCCGCCUGUCAGGUUAUGGUAACAACACAGCCGUCGAAUCUGGACAAAAACUGACCUUGACCUGUCAGGUGGGAAAGGGGAAUCCCAAACCAGCACUGUCCUGGUCAUCAGAGUGUGGCCAGAAAAACACAGUCCCUGGUAACGAUGGAAGUCAGCAGAUCAGUAUCAGUAUAACCGUCAGUCCGUCCCUGAACCGGAAGACGUGUGUGUGUAAGGGGAGUCAAAACGGGACGUUGUCAAGAUGGACGGAGCAGAAAAGCAUAACAUUUAAUGUGUUGUUGCAAGAAGAGUAA
Liolophura sinensis is the source of this 621-nucleotide messenger RNA. Its product is annotated as nephrin-like. The record is from RefSeq and is a predicted model, not a curated record. The coding region runs from base 1 to 621 and encodes 206 amino acids. The transcript is spliced from 3 exons. NCBI's taxonomy places the organism in Eukaryota, Metazoa, Mollusca, Polyplacophora, Chitonida, Chitonidae.